AUGCAAGAUAUUAACUCAUCAAAAGGAUAUCGACUUGGAAGUACUAGGGAAGUAAAACUUAAAGAAACUUUACGUGAUAGUUAUAUAACUAAUUCCGAACUUAUUGAGGAUUUUAAAAACUACCAGAAGAUAUAUUCAGAGUUUAGUAAAAAUAUUAAACAGGAUAAAUCACAAUUACAACUUGAUCUAAAUCAAACUAAUAAAGAUAAAGAGAAACUUUCUAAGCAUAUUUAUCAGCUUAUAGAUGAGAGUGAGAGUACUAAUGUGCCUAAACCGACCAUGAACGAACAAAGUGAAGAAACAGUGCUUCAAGUUCCCAACUCAUCUGAUAUACAAAAAAAUCAAAAGAAAGAACUAUUGCAGAACAAGUCCGAAGGGCAAACCAAGGAUUAUGGCUCAUUGAGCUUAUUUUUAAAGAAAAUGAGUUUCACUCUAUCACCUAUAAAACUUUAUCUUAUGGAUAUAGAUGAAGCUAAUAAACAUGAAUCAAUUUGA
Messenger RNA from Ambispora leptoticha, 495 nucleotides. The record is from the annotation of a GenBank genome assembly. NCBI's taxonomy places the organism in Eukaryota, Fungi, Glomeromycota, Glomeromycetes, Archaeosporales, Ambisporaceae.